Molecule: messenger RNA, 862 nt
Organism: Parathielavia appendiculata
Lineage: Eukaryota; Fungi; Ascomycota; Sordariomycetes; Sordariales; Chaetomiaceae
Product: Crotonase-like protein
Exons: 2
Coding region: 38-862 (274 amino acids)
Biological process (GO): fatty acid beta-oxidation
Cellular component (GO): mitochondrion
Molecular function (GO): enoyl-CoA hydratase activity
Source: RefSeq, a predicted model, not a curated record
UUGCGAGCUCCACGUACCCGGUACCCUCCCUCUCGAGAUGUCUCUGAGAACGCAAAAUCUCCAGUUUCAGCACUUCCAGGUGUCUUUCCCGGCCGAGCACAUUGUCCAGGUCACUAUCAACCGACCCGACAAGCUGAACUGCAUCAACAAGGCCACCAGCCGUGAAAUAGCCGGCAUCUGGGAGCGGUUCGACCAAGAUGAGAGCCUGUGGGUUGGCAUCAUCACGGGCGUGGGGCGCGCGUUCUGCACAGGGGCCGAUCUCCACGAGUGGAACGCCAUGAACCAGGCUGGGGUGGUCAACGACAUGGCAGCUCCGGGCCUCGCUGGACUUCCGCGGCGGGCAGGCAAGAAGCCCAUCAUUGCGGCCGUCAACGGGCUUUGCAUGGGCGGGGGAUUUGAAAUGGUGGCCAAUUGCGACGUGGUAAUCGCAGCGUCGUCGGCCGAGUUCUCGCUGCCCGAGGCCAAGCGUGGCAUUGUGCCCGUAGCGGGGUGUCUUCCUCGGCUGGCUCGCACCAUUGGGUUGCAGCGGACCAUGGAUCUCGUGUUGACGGGCAGGAGCGUGGAUGCCAGGACGUUGAGCGAGUGGGGACUGGUCUCGCGUGUGGUGGAUGCGGCUGCCGACGGCGGCGUUGCGCGUGCAGCGAUCCAGGUCGCGCAGGAAAUGUGCCGGAACAGCCCGGAUGCGCUCAUUGUUGGGCGGGUGGGAGUCCGUAUGGCCUGGGAAAACGGAAGCGUCGAGGAUGCUGUGUCGGCAUUGGACCGCGACUGGUAUCCCCGGCUGCGGGAGGCGCCCAACUUUGCCGAGGGAAUCCGGGCGUUUGGGGAAAAACGUCCGCCCAAAUGGCUGGACUCGAAACUGUAG